Bursaphelenchus okinawaensis is the source of this 4374-nucleotide messenger RNA. Lineage: Eukaryota; Metazoa; Nematoda; Chromadorea; Rhabditida; Aphelenchoididae. The record is from the annotation of a GenBank genome assembly.
AUGUUGUGGGAGCUUGUCCUUUUAAUCUCAUGCACAAGCAUACACUCGUUUAACGUUGACACCAAGCAUGCCGCCGUCCACUGGGGACCUCAGAAGUCUAAUUUCGGAUUUUCCGUCGCUUCUCACUUUCGUCAAGGCCGUCCAACGUGAGUUUGCAGCUUUCGAGCUCCUUCAGUUGAGCUUUUACGACACUCGCGAGGACUGUAAAUGAAACUUUUAAUUAGAUGGAACAUUCUCGUUUGGGAAGUUUACAUUUUAUAAAGAACUGCAAGCAACACUGAAGUAUUUAAAUUUUUAAAAUUAUCAUUUUCUCUGUUCCGAAAAUUCAAAAAUAAUGGUAAAUUAUUUCAAAACAUUACAUUAUACGUUUUUGCACUCAAAAAGUUUAGGGUACUAGUCGGUGCACCACGUGCAGAAUCUGGCCAAGUUGGGACAAGGGAAGCUGGGGCAGUGUACGCUUGUUCUACUGAACAGGGACUUCACACAAACUGUGAGCAGUUGAGGAUUGAGUAUGCUUCACCAGCUGAGUACAGUAGACCGCCAGGCCGUCUCGAAAAUACAGUACUACACCCUGAGGGCAAAAACCAUCAAAUGCUUGGAUUUGUGGUUCAGUCGGCAGGGACGAAGACUGGUCAAGCUAUGGUAUGAAUAAUUCGUAUAUAUUAGUAUUUGAAAAAAACCAUUUUGUGAAACGUACUUUACACUUUUGUUGUACUUUGUAAAGUGACAGCCCUAAGUUGUUUCAAUAACAUUAAUUAUUUAUAUUCAGACUUGUGCUCCGUUGUUACGAACGAGCAGCAAUGCGUACACAGAUGGCAUCUGUUAUUUACUGAACAACGACUUGAACCAUUCGAGUGUCAUUAACACUUGUCACCCUCUGCCCAAAAAAGACCGUCAUAAUGACUAUGGAGCUUGUGAACAGGGAUUCUCGGGUUACCUUGAUGAUGUAAGUUUUUACAAAAGUACAUUUUAUAAGUAAAACUAGGGUCUUCAAAGAAUUAUAUAAUUUUGUACUUUUUUUGUAAAACAGUUCAAUAACUAGUUGUAUACAGUGGAACUCCUGUAUAACGAAACUCCCGUAUAAUGAACAACUUUUGAAUCCCCGUCUGGCACCCAGUGCAUUUAAAACUCUUGUAUAACGAAACUCCUUUAUAACAAACAAAUUUCAAGUCCCCGAGCAAUUCGUUAUACAGGAGUUCUACUGUACUUUUAAUCGCUUAAAACCCGCUUAAAACAUAAACCUAUCAUUGCAAGUUUCCGAAAAUUUAAAUUAUUUUAAAUUUAAAAUCAAUUAAUUUCAGAAGGUGAUCCUCACUGGUCUACCUGGAGCUCGUAAAUGGACUGGAGGUGUGUUUGGGAGGUACGUCUACUCGGUAGAUGGAUUCACGGACUCUGUGGAUCGCUACACAAUGGAGGUGAGCAAGGAGAACGAUGGAAUCAUCAACAUCCUGGCCUCCCACGAUUACUUGGGGUACUCCGUGAGAUACGGAGCAUUCGGAUUCCCUUACGAAACCAAAGACAGAAACAACUUCACCGUGGUCAGUGGAGCGACACGGUACGGUCAGACGGGCGCCGUCAUCUUCCUACCUUUCUAUGGUAGCUCACGGCCUGGCGAUGAGAAGCUUCUAGGCUUGGACAAAAGCCGGUCCAAGUUAGAUGGACAUCAACUCGGCUCUGGGUUCGGGUAUCAGGUGGAAGUGCUGGAUCUUAACAAAGAUGGGUAGGUCACAAUAUUUUUGUAAUAAAUCACAAAACAUCACCUUCUUUACUUUCAUAUUUUAGUUUCGACGACCUUAUUGUAAGUGCUCCAUUCGAGUUUCACUUCGAAGAAGACUUGGAGUACGGUGGAGCAGUAUACGUCUACUACUCGAAAGGGAGGAAGGUGAAUCUCGGACAAGAGUACGAUGUCUUCCACGAACCAAUCAUUCUACGAGGUCCAGGUCUCCAUUCUCAGUUUGGUUUGAGUUUGACUAGUUUAGGCGAUAUCGACCGAGAUGCGUCCCAUUACGAUGACUUUGCUGUUGGCGCUCCGUUUGCCGAUCACGGUCACGGCGCCGUCUACAUCUUCCACGGACAAGAGUACGACAACUUCGACAAAGAGCCAAGCCAGGUAAUCCUGGGCAGUGAGGUCGAGAGUCUGACGCGGAAGAAGCUAAAGACCUUUGGCUCUUCUGUCAGCGGAAAGGUGGACCUUGACGGAAAUGGAUUCCCUGACAUUGCAGUAGGGGCGUUUGCUUCUGACACGUCGUUUGUCUUCAAAAGUCGACCGGUCGUAGAUGUGGAGCUCGAUGCUUCCUUCGCCCAGAAAUACAUCAAGAUUCACGAUGGUUGGAACUGUCCUCGAGGAGCCAAGACGUGUUUCGAACUAACGACAACAUUGACGACCUUGGACAACAACAACGUCAAAGACUCUAUUGAUUUAAGUAGAGAUUCCUAUACCUGCACUUUGAAGGUGGUAUCUAACGGCAAAGGUGCCUCGCGAGCGUUCUUUGUCAAGACAAAAACAGCCGAAUACUCUUGGCCAUGUGGCCGAGGUUCUCUUGGCUAUCAACAAAGACUGGCACACCAAGUCUACAUUCCUGACACAAACCAGGACUGGGUCACUCCAGUCAAGUUCAACUUCACAGUAGCCAUUCCAAAUACCGUAUCUCGUACUAUCACGCCAGUCAUCAGAAACAAACGUGCUAUCAAACUGUUUGAAUCAUCGUUUGACAAGCAGUGUGGAGAAGAUAACGAUUGCUACACUGACAUAUCAGUCCGACCUAUUCUGCUCAACAUGACGUGAGUACUUUAACAUAUUCGUUAACCAUUUUGAAGUUUUGUAAGAUUACUGCGUAGUAAGAUUAUCAUAACGACAUAAUUUUUCAGAAGAACAGCUAACGGAACCUACUCUUCCAAAGUGACGGAACGAGACUCCAUCAACAUCAGAUUCCUAAUCGAGAACAAACGAGAACGAGCCUACUUGGCCCAGCUGUUCGUCUUCUACAAUCAGGAUGAACUAGACGAACCUCGGCUUUCGAAGAACGUUGACGGCGUCGACAUCGUGAAGAAAGAACACGGUAUAGCCGUUCUGUCAUUGGGAAAUCCGCUAGAAGAAGACAAGACCUUCAACUUCGACCUCGGCUUCCAUUUGGUCAGAGGAACGUCAGAAAGAAUCAGCACGGAGCUGAUCUUCAAGGUGCUGGCUAAUAGUACGUCUAUCGAAGAGUACCCCAUGGACAACGAAUGGAGUGCCGAAGUCAAAUUGAUCAAGGAAGCAGACCUCGAGCUGGUCGGAGUCUCGAAACCGUCCAUCGUACGAUUCGCUAAGGGAACUUAUCGACCAAGAUACGAAGAAGACAUUGGAUCCGAAGUCAUUCACACUUACACCGUCAUGAAUCACGGACCUUUCUACGCCAAGAACGUUACCGUCACGGUAUGUUUCUGCAAUUGACAUUGAGUAUUUAAACUGACAGGAUCAAUAGUUCCUGCAGACAAACAAUAUUCUUCGGUUAUUAUAAUGUAAACUAAAAAUUACAAUAUAAAUCAUUCUUUAGAUCAACUGGCCAUUGAAACUAAACUCCAAAGACGAAGAAUGGGUACUCUACACUCUCGAAGACCCAGUAAUACGAUACAAGGGAGAGAUACGGACCUGCAAUGUGGACAAGAACCUAAAAGCAAUCAAUCCACGAGAGAUUUACAUGGAUGAAACGCUGAAGCUGGGCUACAGUGCCACGUACGGGUUACUAAAGACUGGCCAUAGAAACAAAAGACAGGUUUCAGAAGUUAGAUCUGAAGAAGUUCACGAUGAAAGUGUGCACUUGACUUCGUCCAUCUUUGACAGUAAAUAUAUAAAGACCAAAGACGUCACCGAGUUCUCAGGAGCUACCGUCAAGAUUGUCGACAUUGUAAGUCCACCAAAUCAAACAUCUAUUUAAAACAGUCAUUGUACUUCUAAACUGAACCUUUUAGAAUUGCAAGGACGAAUCCGCCAUCUGUUAUCCAUUAACCUGCCAUUUCGACUAUAUAGGCACCGACGAGUCCGCCCUAAUUGAAAUACGAUCUCGACUCUGGAAUCACACCUUCAGCAGUGACUUCCAGCGCAUCGAAUACGUUGCCAUAACCUCUAGCGGGGUAGUAGAAGUAGAUCCUAAACAAGGAAUAUUAGAAGACAUGACAAACAACUUUGCUCAAGCCAUUACUCAUGCAUAUCCGGACAGGCCUUCGCAGCAGGACAAGCUCAACAUCUGGAUAUUGUUGUUGGCCGUGUUAGUGGGUCUGGUGCUUCUGACAAUCCUAAUCCUCAUUUGCUACAAGUGUGGAUUCUUUAAGCGGAAAAGGCCCGACCGACACAUGCUACACCGUGCACAGCUACAACAUGAGAGAUACGGCUAG